AUGACAGAAGAAAAUAAACAAAAGCAACCAACAUCACCAAUUGAACAGGAAGGCUCGCCACCAGCUUACCGAGUCAAGCUCUAUCAGCUCAACCAAGAUACUAACUGGGAGGAUAAGGGAACAGGCUUCUGCGUCUAUCAAGUGGGCAGAGUUGGAGAACCUGACCAAUUGAUUGUGCAUGCAGAAGAGAAAGAAGACAGCAUCUUACUAUCUUCCAUCGUGGAGAAACGUCGAUUGUAUCAAAGACAGCAAGAUACACUGAUCGUUUGGACAGAAAGUGAUUCGAGUGAUUUGGCCUUGAGUUUCCAAGAUCCAGCAGGCUGUGAAGAGGUUUGGCAAUGCAUUGGCAAGGGCCAAGAUGGCGGUAGAUCCAACAUAGCUGGAGAUGAUGACAGUGAAGUUACACCUCCAGCCAGACAGUCGCCUGAAAUGACAAGCUUACCUGAUCCAGAGUUAUCAAAUCUGAAGGAAAUUGCAGACAUCUUCACUGCAGCAAACACCUUGAACGAAAAGGACAAAAUAUCCACAUUCAUCACCAUUGAAAACUACUUUGACAAAAUUCUGCCCAUGUUUGAAACUUGCGAGGAUCUAGAGGAUAUCUAUGAUUUGCAUCUCUUGUAUAAAGUCAUCAUUGGCUUGUUGGCAUUGAAUGAUCAGGGCCUGAUUGAGCAGUUGCUGAGAGACGAGUACAUUAUUGGCUUUAUGGGCAUCUUGGAAUAUAAUCCAAACACACCUGGAAUGAAAGCAAAGCACCGAGAAUUUAUCAAAUCACAUGGAAACGCCAAACAAGUGGUCGACCUGGCUGACGAGUCCAUCAAGCGAAAAAUCGACCAAACAUUCAGAUUGGAGUAUCUUCAAGGCAUUUUACAAAGCGGAGGCGAUGCAGACGAGGGUUUAUUAGGUGUGCUCAAUAACAUGAUCUUCCAGAACCACGCUGAAAUCGUGAAUCACAUUCAAAACAACCACAUUUUUUUGGGCGAGCUGUUUCAGAUUGUUCGAAAUAAGGACACGACAGAGGAGAAGAGAAACGAAACUAUACGAUUUGUGCACCAACUGUGUGCUCUCACCAAGCAAAUGCAAAAUUCAGUGCGUGUCAGUUUGUACAGAUCGCUCGCAGAUUACGGCUUGUUUGACAUGAUGCAUUUUGCCCUUGUGGAUAAAGAGAGAUCAAUCCGUGUCGCUUCGCUGAAUAUCCUAGCUGCCUUCACAGACUUGGAUGUGAAUUGUGUCCGCAGUCAUCUCUUGCUUCAGUCUAAAGACGAGCGCACUACAACACCUUUGAUCAGUACCAUCGUCGAGCAAUUCGCGUCUGAUGCGCAUCAUGAUCUCAAAGUGCAGUAUUUCGAAAUUUUGCGACUCUUGUUGGAUCCCAGUGGCAACUCACCUGGUGGCCCUAUGAUGAGUGAUCCUUUGAAGCAAGCGCCAGAAACAGACGACUUUUUGCAGUUAUUCUACGACAAGUAUGUGAAGACUGUCCUGAAUCCAAUCGAGAAGCUAGAAAUCAAACCAAUUACACUGAAGGGACCCAUUGAACCUUUAGUUCUCACACAAGAUCAAGCACAACUAUGCUUGUACAUUUGCGAGUUUUUGUACUUUGCUAUUCGAAAUCAUGGAUUCCGCAGCAAAUACAUUUUGCUGUCGUCCGAUAUAUUCACCAGAGUCAUGCAACUGUACAGAUCAAAAUACGCUUAUGUCAAAUUGGGUGGGUUACGGUUCUUUCGAGUGUGUGUGUCGAUUUGCGAUGAAUUCUACAACCGAAGUCUGAUAAAAAGCAACAUAUUCGAAGCAACAAUACGUGUUUUAUUAGAUACAAAAGGCCAAGAUUGUCUGCUGAAUUCCGCCUGUCUCGAUCUGCUAGAAUUCAUCAGAAAGGAAAAUAUCAAGAUGCUAGUAAAUCACCUGGUCACACAAUUUGGCACAGUGCUGGACACUAUUACAUAUAUAACAACCUGCCAACAAUUAAGGGAAAAGCACAAAGAAAAUAUGAACACUGCAGCAUCAAGCGACGACAAGAUGGACGAAGCGGCCGUAUCAAGUGAUAAGGCUGAAAAGAAAGAUAACCAUGAUGGCUGGUCUUCAUCGACAGUCGAUUAUGAUGAAGAGGAAUAUUUCAAUGGCUCAGACGAAGAAGAAACAUCGUCGGCAACACAGAUACCAUCAAAAUCAGACACAGCAAAGGUGAAGACGCCUCUAGUAAAUUACGAAGACGACGAAGACGAGGAUGAAGACUUGUCCGUCAAAGAUAAGUCGCCAGAAGAAAAGGACAAGGAAAAGAGCGAGGCUAUGGCAAUGGAAUCAUCAAAUACAUCCUUGAAGCGAAAACAUCGUGAUGAAGAUCCAGAAUUGGAAGAGCAAGAACAAGACACUGCAGAAACAGAUGCAACAAAAGAAAAAGAAGGCAGUUUAUCGCCACCACCAUUCAAAUCACGUAGAAGAUCAAUAGACGAUGAUGAGGAGGAAGAUGUGUUGGCAAAACGAUCUGCAUUGUCACCAUCAUCAUCACCUCGACAAUCGCCUCUGGCCAAAAAGAUUGUGAUUAAAACAUCUACAAUUGAAAAAAUGCGCACGCAAUAG
Messenger RNA from Mucor velutinosus, 2574 nucleotides. RefSeq lists its product as uncharacterized. NCBI's taxonomy places the organism in Eukaryota, Fungi, Mucoromycota, Mucoromycetes, Mucorales, Mucoraceae. Gene Ontology annotation, cellular component: protein phosphatase 4 complex; nucleoplasm. Gene Ontology annotation, molecular function: protein phosphatase activator activity. The coding region runs from base 1 to 2574 and encodes 857 amino acids. Gene Ontology annotation, biological process: DNA damage response; protein dephosphorylation. The transcript has 12 exons. The record is from RefSeq and is a predicted model, not a curated record.